GAUUUCUAGUCUAUUUGAAAAGAUUCACACUCGCUGUGAUCAUUGCAUUUUCCCGAAUCCAUUUACAUAUAUAUCAUAAGAUUUACAUUCCUUCAUCUCACAUACCUCAAUCAUGCUUUCAGCAACAUCCGGAAUACAAACCCUCACCUGUCUUCGGAUCAACUGUGCAUCGUGCAUACAUCUUGUCGGUCGGGGGAUAUUGAAGCCAAUCAUGUCAAGCUCCAUUGCUAUCUUUAGAAAGAUAUCAUCACAGCUAGCACAAUGCUCAAAAUGAAGAUUUUCACCCCCUCUACCCUCUCUACUUCAUUGUCCGCAGCGAACCAAGUGAUUCGCGUCGAUAAGACAAUAGACAGCUCCCAUCUAUGUAAGUCUCGACCGAUGGCAGUAUCCCAGCAGUGUAUUAUCUCUGGAAAACCCAAUCGUAAGCAGAUUCCAGCAUGAGAAUGAGGAAGGUCGCGACGGUGAUGCCCUUGGAAAGCGAGCAUUUCAUGCAGCCCUGUCUUUCUGAUGAUGGAGUUUGGGAUGGGAUUGGACGAGAUGGUAACAUCAAGACGUCACGAUCUUAGAUGCCUCGCAAUAAAGACCAUCGAGUGGUGGCUUCAUGCCUCGGUUCGUCUUUGAAAGCAAGCAUUGUAGCUUUUAUCCAUUACUCAAUUGAAAUUCUUAUCGGUAUCGAUAUCUUUGAAUUCGAUAUUCAUACUUUCAAAGAUAGUUCCGCUGGCUGGUUCUGUGGUUCCAGGGGUUUCUUAUCGGUCCCAAAAGCUGUGACCAUUAGCAAGCAUGCUCCCCCGGAUUCCUUAUCUCAACAUCCCGAACUCCCUCUCAUCAUGGCUUGCAUGUUACUGCGUGGCUUGUAUUGCCCCCGUCGCGUAGGACAUCAAUGGUACUAAGUAUGCAAGAUUGAGGUCUUCAUGCUGCAUGGCAAGGCUCAAUGAUGGGAUGAACUCGUGGACAGAAGUCUUUGAGUUCAUGGGCUUGGAUUUUCUUAUCUCGGGCUUUGAGGGAAGGAGCUCGGGACCUAAUUUAAAAGAAUUUCACACCCCAUUUUUUAGGACCUCAGGGACUUACUUUCACAACAAUUCUGCAACACUUUAUUCAAAAUUGGAUUAUAGUCACUAGAGCUAUCAGCAUAAUUGCAAGGCUUUGAUAACGUCUUGAGUGGCUGCUUUUCCCCAUGUCUGAAGAAGCAGGCAAGUAUCCUGAAAAGGGGGAACGUGAUGGCAGCAACACCUCAUCCAUAUCACGAUCUGAACAGAUUGCAAAAGCGGCCGAAAUGCUGGGCGUGGAGAAAGGUGAGACAAUAUCGGCCGAUGACGAGUUAUUGGCAUCUCUGGGAUAUAGAGCCGAGCUGAAACGCGAAUUCUCGUACACCACCGUCUUCGGACAAAGUUUUGGAUCUAUGGGAAUUGCUCCAGCAAUUGCCGAGAGUAUGGUUUUCAGUUUAGGCAGUGCUGGGAGUGUGGGGAUGGUAUGGACAUAUCUGGUGGGAUGUCUCUUGCUUAUCCCGGUGGCAUUGAGUCUGGGGGAGUUAGGGAGCAGCAUGCCUACUUCUGGAGGAUUGUAUUAUUGGGUUGCACGUCUCACGCCACCACGGCAGAGGGCUUUCAUGUGCUGGCUUGCAGGUUAUAUGAACGUCUUAGGGUACAUUUCGAUAUACGCAUCGACAAUCUAUGCAGCGACCCUUAUUCUCGGCGCGAUCUGUAGUAUCAAUACAGAUUCCGUGUUUGUCGCCACAAAAUAUCAAAAUUACGGCAUGUUCGCAGCAACCACCUUAUUGACCUUUGCGAUGACUUGCGUGCCGUCACAAACUCUCUCUCGUCUUAACAUGUUUUACAUAUUCCUGCAAUUUGCUAUGCUUUUUGCUCUUAUUGUUGCUCUCGCCGCUGGAACACCCUCGGAACUCAAGAAUUCCGCAAGUUUUGUCUUCGUAGAUUUCCAAAACACCGGGUUCUGGACAAAUAAUGGUUGGGCCUUUAUGCUCUCCUUUCUUACACCAGUAUGGGUUGUUUCCGGAUUUGAAAGCGCAGCGACCAUAGCGGAAGAGGCUAGUAAUGCUGCCAAAGCAGUGCCAUUCGCAAUGGUCUCUUCAUUGGUGACGGCUACAGUGACGGGUUGGGCAGUUAUCAUAACUAUUGCAUUCUGUAUGGGAACAGAUGUGAUAGGUAUAGUGACAUCACCAUUAGGACAGCCUCUGGCACAGAUUGCAUUCAAUAGUUUGGGUAAAAGUGGGAGUGUUGCCUUGCUAGUUUUCCUAUGGAUCUCGAGUGUGGCCAAUUGUUCGAUUUUGAUGGUUGCGGCUUCUAGAGAAACCUUUGCUUUCGCUAGAGACCACGGCCUCCCAUUUUCAUCCUACCUUCGUGUCCUCUCGUCCAACAAGACCCCUAUCCGCGCCAUCUCCUUCGUCGCCCUUUGCACACUUACCGAAGGUCUUCUCAUGCUCGUCAACACUAUCGCCAUAAACAGCAUCUUCAACCUUGCAAUCAUGGGUCUCUACUUCGCUUACUGUAUGCCUCUCGUUUCCCGUCUCCUUUUUCGCAAUUUCACACCCGGAGUUUGGUAUAUGGGCGACAAGAUAAGUUAUAUCAGUGCAGUUUAUUCAGUAGUUUGGAUGACCUUCAUCUUUGUAUUGUUAUUGUUCCCGAGUUAUGAGGAUCCGAAUGCGGAUGAAAUGAAUUAUGCGGUUGUGGUUUUGGGAUUUGUAUUGGUUUUUUGUACGGCGUAUUAUUGGUGUCCGAAGUAUGGGGGAAAGACGUUUUUCAAGGGGCCAGUUAGGACAAUUGACGAGAUUUUGGAGGAGAGAGGUGAUGUUAGAGAGAGAGUGGCGGCUGAGAUUGGAGGGCAUGAGACAUAGUAUGAGGAUGGGAGUGGUAGUUAGAAUCGGGCGGUUUUCAUUCUUUAGCGUCGGCGUAGUGAUAGAAAAAUUGCUUGUUUCUUGGUAAAACUUUAUAAAUGAAGAUUGUUCUGGUUUAUCAUCUGGUUAUUUGACACACAAUCAGUUUGCAUGGAGAAUAAUAGUCA
Botrytis cinerea B05.10 is the source of this 3018-nucleotide messenger RNA. RefSeq lists its product as hypothetical. The transcript has 4 exons. Bases 1175 to 2851 code for a protein of 558 amino acids. Gene Ontology annotation, cellular component: membrane. NCBI's taxonomy places the organism in Eukaryota, Fungi, Ascomycota, Leotiomycetes, Helotiales, Sclerotiniaceae. The record is from RefSeq and is a predicted model, not a curated record. Gene Ontology annotation, molecular function: transmembrane transporter activity. Gene Ontology annotation, biological process: transmembrane transport.